Messenger RNA from Volvox carteri f. nagariensis, 5295 nucleotides. RefSeq lists its product as uncharacterized. The transcript is spliced from 22 exons. The coding region runs from base 1 to 5295 and encodes 1764 amino acids. Gene Ontology annotation, molecular function: protein binding. Lineage: Eukaryota; Viridiplantae; Chlorophyta; Chlorophyceae; Chlamydomonadales; Volvocaceae. The record is from RefSeq and is a predicted model, not a curated record.
AUGACAGACGAAAAUGCAAGGAUGUAUUAUGAUCCUGAAUCUGACCCUGCGGCGCCGGCUCAGGGCCUCCCAAGAUUUCAAGGCGAUGGAGACACCGACCUGCAAGAACUGGUCGAGGUGGUUGCCCAGCCCCAGCAGCGCAAGUCCACAGAAGUACCAGACGAAAUCAUAAGCGGCCCACAGCCUAUCGCGGAUGACAGUGAUGAGCCCUUCCGGGGACAGCUAGACCGUGCUGUGAGCCGUUUAGGACCGGCACCGCCAGCCAGCAUCCAACAUCUGCAUGAGGAGUUGGAUGAUGAAGCGGAGACCUCGGAAGCCGAAGGGGAGGAGCAGGGCAGCGACUGGGGGGAGGAUGGCCUGGACAACGAUGUGGAGGCCGACGACGCCGUAGACUACAGCGGCUGGGUUCCCCCGUCCUCGAGUGUACCAAUGGGGGAGAUAUCUGCUUCCGUCAAUGCGCAAGCCGUCCGUGGUCAGCCGCGCAUCCUGACUGUCGCGGACUUUGCUGAGCCCCGCAUGAGCGCCAGUCAGCUGCAGCGCCUGGUGACCGCUCUGGGGAUCAUGCAGCCCGCAGGCCCGCUGAGCGUGGAGACCGUUGGUGCAGUGUACGCCCGCUGCCGGCCACCCGGUACCUCCAAACUCAAUUUCCUGCUCUUUCUGCGGGCGCUUUCCGCUCUCCAUCAGGAGGGCGGCAAGGUGGACGUGUGGGCGGCCGCCAGUGCGUUGGCGUUGCGGAUCAAGCGCAAGCAACAGCAGCAACAGCAGCAACAGCGAAAGCAGUCGACGAUGAACAUGCGGACCACGUCCCCGUCGGCGAAGAUGUCAUAUAAGUCACUGCAGCGCGCGGUUAGCGCUUCCGUUGGGCUCAACGGCAGCGGGGCUGGUGGUGGCGGGGCCGGUGGCAGCAGCGCUACUAUCGGGCUGCCUAGAGUCCACGGGGAGGAUGUCGCCAGGCUGAGUGACUCGGAGGCGGCGGCGCCAGUGCUACUGCCGAGGCUGCCGGCAGUAGCCAGCGGGCACCUCCGCGGGAACACUGCUGCCGCUGCCGCGGGCGGCAGCGACGGCGGCGGCGCAGUUGCAGGCUACUACCCCCAGCCUGUGGUGUCGCUCCCCGCGUCGUCGGCCUCCCGCUUGAGACUACAAGUGGACCAGGGCGCCGCUAGGCCGCCGCCACCGCUGCCGCUGGUGACGGCGGCCGCGAGAGGUGAUGGCGGCACUGCAUUUCCGCGGGAGCUGGUGUUAGUGGGCAAUUACGGAGGGGGUGUAACGGUGCAGAGGUCCUCCACCGGCAUUGCAACGCUGCCCCAGGGCUACACCCUGCUCGCGACCGGCCCUAACCAGAGCAACCCCGGAGGCGGCAUGGUGGGGGAAGGAUUUCAGGCGCUGGUGCUGCAGCGGAUCGCAACACUAGAGGAGGAAACGCAGGAGCAAAGGGAGCGCCAUGCUGAGCUUCGAUUGGAGCUCCUGCAGAAGUUAGCUGACGUGGCGGCGACGGUGGCGUCAGCGGUGCCGCCGCAAACGCCGCCGCAAAUCGCCGUUCAGCAAACCGCCGACGCGGCACACGUGGCUGUAACCGCUGCGGGUACGGCACACCGGGCGGUCAUGGGAGCCGCUGCGGCGGCGCGAGCCGCCAAUGACGCGACGGCUGCGGCGGCCGCAGCUAACCGGGAGACAGAGCUUUUGGCGGCCCGCAUGGCGGCGUGCGAGACGAUGGUGGCGCAGCGCUUGGAGGAGGGAAUGAAGGAGCAACGCGAGUCUGUGACUGCAUUCAGGGCCCAUCUGGAGACUCUAGAGGGCUCUAUCACAGCGGUGGUGAUGGCGGCCUUGUCGACGCAGCUUGAGGAGCAGUUGGAGAAGCGUCUGCGGGAGCAUCUCAGCACGACGGAGGUGGAUAACAAGCUACUGCCGACCAAUGGCGAAGCAGUAGCAGCUGCGGCGGCGGCGGUGGCGGCGGCGGGGCAGCACAUGCCUGAAGCCGACGACACAGCCCAUCCAGCAGCUGUGGCGGCGGCUGUAGCGGUGACUGAGCAGCGUCUUGCCAGCGUUAAAGCCCUCGCCGCGGCGGCGGCGAUAGAGGCGACUGAGAAACGCCUCGCUGUCGCCGAAGCGGCAGCAACCAAGGCGGCUGUAGCUGCCGCUGUGGCGGCGACGGAGGAGCGCCUCGCAAGCGGCGGAGAAACGCUUUGGCGGUGCCGAAGCCGCUGCCAAGCGGCUGUGGCUAUAGCGGCGGCAGAACAGCGCCUCGCUAGGGUCGAAUCCUCAGUUACGGCGGUAGCGAUGGAAGCGACUGAGAAACGCCUCGCUGUUGCUGAGGCCGCUGCGACCAAGGCGGCUGUAGCUGCUGCUGUGGCGGCGACGGAAGAGCGCCUCGCAAGUGCCGAAUCCUCAGUCACGGCGGUAGCGAUAGAAGCGACUGAGAAACGCCUCGCUGUUGCUGAGGCCGCUGCGACCAAGGCGGCUGUAGCUGCUGCUGUGGCGGCGACGGAAGAGCGCCUCGCAAGUGCCGAAUCCUCAGUCACGGCGGUAGCGAUAGAAGCGACUGAGAAACGCCUCGCUGUUGCCGAGGCCGCUGCGACCAAGGCGGCUGUAGCUGCUGCUGUGGCGGCGACGGAAGAGCGCCUCGCAAGGGCCGAAUCCGCCGUCACGGCGGCGGCAAUAGAGGCGGCGGAGAAACGCCUCGCUGUUGCCGAGGCCGCUGCGACCAAGGCGGCUGUAGCUGCUGCUGUGGCGGCAGAACAGCGCCUCGCAAGGGUCGAAUCCUCAGUCACGGCGCUGCCGCUGUGGCGGCGACGGAAGAGCGCCUCGCCAGUGCCGAAUCCUGCAGUCACGGCGGUAGCGAUGGAAGCGACUGAGAAACGCCUCGCGGGUGCCGAGGCCGCGGCUGCUAAAGCGGCUGUAGCAGCUUCCAUGGCGGCGACGGAAGAGCGCCUCGCAAGUGCCGAAUCCUCAGUCACGGCGGUAGCGAUGGAAGCGACUGAGAAACGCCUCGCUGUCGCUGAGGCCGCUGCGACCAAGGCGGCUGUAGCUGCCGCUGUGGCGGCGACGGAACAAGUUCUCACCGGUGCUGAAGCUGCUGCGACAGCGGCGGCAGUAGCAGCGACUGAGAAGCGCUUCGCGGGUGCCGAGGCCGCGGCUGCUAAAGCGGCUGUAGCAGCUUCCAUGGCGGUUACGGAGCAGCGCCUUGUCCGCGCGGAAGCUGCGACUGCGGCGGCGGCGAAGGCGGCGACUGAGACUCGUCUUGCAGAGGCUGAAGUGGCGGUGACGGCGGCGGCAGUAGCAGCGACCGAAAAGCGCCUUGCCAGCGCCGAAGCCGCUAUCGCGUCUGUGGCUGUGGCGGCGACCGAGCAGCGCCUCGCCCGCGCGGAAUCCGCCGCUACGACGGCGGCGGUAGCCGCAACUGAGAAACGCCUCAUUGCCGCCGAGGCCACGGCAACUAAAGCGGCUGUAGCUGCCGCCGUAGCAGUGACAGAACAACGCCUCGCAAACGCCGAAUCCAGCGCCACAGCGGCGGCACUAGCAGCGACUGAGAAACGCUUCGCGGGUGCCGAGGCUGCAGCUGCUAAAGCGGCUGUAGCUGCCGCCGUUGCGGUGACGGAGAGGCGUCUCGCCGAUGCUGAAGCUGCUGCUACUGCGGCAGCGGUGGAGGCGACCGCGAAGCGUUUCGCAGGUGCUGAAGCCGCUGCUGCCAAGGCUGCGGUGGUUGCAGCGGUCGCUGUGACUGAGAAGCGCAUCGCCGGCGCCGAAUCUGCCAUCACGGCAGCUGCGAUGGCGGCGACUGAGAAGCGUCUCGCUGACGCGGAAGCCGUUGCGACGGCGGCAGCGUUGGCAGCGACUGAAAAGCGCUUUUCUGGUGCCGUAACUGCCGCUACGGCGGCUGCGCUCGCGGCGACAGAGCAGCGCAUUGUGGAUGCAGAAGCAGCGGCCACAGCGACAAGUGCGGCUGCCGCCAGACUCGAUGCCACCGUAGUGGAUCUCAAGACUCGUCUCGACACGAUUGAAUCUAAGGUAAAGGACGCCCUCCGCAGCCGUACACACCCUGCGCCAGGCUACGUCAACGAUGACGCAUCCGAGGUUGGACGCCUCUUCCCCGACGCCGUUGCUUCCCUCGACGCCGCCAAGAACCGGAGCUCGGACAAUCGUGGCAUUCGCAGUUUAAAAAGCAUCCUUGCACCACCACCGCCACAGGCACCGCCGCCUCCGCAGCCUGCGGGCGGCUCUGUCAGGGACAGCGGCGCUGCUGUCGCUGCCGCUGACGCCGACGGAGGCUUACGCGGCGCCAACGCCAGCGCGGCAGAUGCGGCAGCGGAGUGGGACGCGCUGGCGAUCCGCGUGUCGGCUUGUGAGCGCAUCGCCGCUGCCGAUUCCCUGGCGCGCAGCAUGCAUCACACCGUUCUGGACCAUCAUAACCACGUGCUGGACGAGCAUACGACACAGUUGCAGCGCCUGGAUACGGCUUUGGAUCGGCUGCAGGAGCAGCUGCAGGACCUUCAAAACCAGGUGGAAUCCCUUCAGUCGCUUCGGCGGGGGCCCCAGUCGCAAUUCGAGUUGUCGCAACGCCUGACGGCUCUUGGUGAGAUGUUUGCGGCGCUCCAAGAGCAGCUGGAGGACCUGACUUCCAAGGUGGGCUGGAUGCAAGCCAAGGGCGCUUCCAGCACUUCGGUUUCGGAUCCAAAGACUGUGGGACUUGGAUCCAGCCUGCAGUACCAGGUAUCUGGUGCAGCUGGCGGCAUCAGCGACGGCGUCAGCAGUGGCCCCACCGCCGCCGCCGCUACCACCUCCGAGGCGCUUUUGGCAGCUUCGGAGCAACGUUUGCGGCUGGAUCUAGAGGCCGCAUUGAAGCAACUGACAUCACAAUCCUUAGAGGAUCUGGACCAAAUCCGCCUCCGCUUAGCUGAGCUAGAGAAGUCGUCCAAGGCCGGUACAGCAGCACCGGAUUCGGUUUCGGGGCUUUCGUACAUCACCAAGGCCGACCUGGAGGAGUUACAGUCCUUCAUGCACACGGCGCUGGAGGAGCUCAGCCUCUCCAUAAGGCGACUAGACGCAUCCACAGCGGACCUCAACGUGGAUAUGCAGCAUGCGGCCAAGGAUGUGGGUCGGCUGCUGGUGCAGGAACAGCCGUCCUGUGCUUGGUAUGGCAUGCAGUUGUUACCGUUACCGUUACGGUUACAGUUGCCGUUGCUUUGCAUGCAACGAUUAACUGCGGUUCAAAGGGUGGUUAAGCUGUAUGUAAGGAGUAUAGGGGAGCAGGGCUUCGAUCGAUCUUGGUAUGUUGUACGGAGCCACAGUGUUAUAUAG